GGGGUAAUAGAGGGCGGUGUUCGAAUGUGGGACGAGCUGCGCGCCGCGCGGGAACGGGUAGUUUUCGGGAGCGUUGUUUUUCACGACGAUAUCAGCAUCCAUCGAUAACAGUUCCGUCGUUCCGACGGACGACAAAGCACCACGUACAUACACAUACCGAGUUUAAUUGUUAUUGUCACCUAAAAGUACGUACCUCCGGACGAACGACGACGUUCGAUUGGCGCUCGGAGGCAGUCGAUGUUUCUGAUUGAACUCGCGGUUCGAGGAAAUGAUGGAUCGCACUAGUUAAACAGUAAAAAUCGUGCGUACAUACCGUAGGUACAUAUACUUACGUUGCGUUUACGUCGGCGAAACGCAUCGACAAUAAAAACGGCGAAUCGUAAUAACGAGUAUCGGUAAUCGUUGCCGUAGUGGUCGUCGUCUAUGUAUUGAUAGCGGGAUCGGUGUUUCGUUCGAUUCUACGUAAAUUACAUACAUGUGUCUGUAUUACCGUGACCGUAAAAUCGUGACAAGUUCACGAAUUGGUCGAGCAUACUUCUAGGAGGAAUAGAAUACGAUUAUUAUGUACUACGAAGUGGAAUCCGUUCAAAAAUAUCCAACUGCGAAUAUGAAUAAGUCGGUAGAGGACUUGUUAAUAUCUAGCCGCGAAGUUAUGGCCAAUGUAAAUUCUACGGUUGCAUCGGAUAGUACAACUACGAACAGUGCGUCGGACAAUGUUCAAGAGUCGUCCACUGGAGGAACCGUAGAGAAAUGUAGUCCAGUUUCAAGCCCGAAUUUAUCUCCGCGUCCUAGUCCAAAAGUGCGCACCAAACGAGAUCAUUCCAAAUCUGCUAGUCACGAUUCGAAUAUUAAAGAGUGUAAUAGCGCAAACAAAUCGGACGAACAGCAGCAGCAGCAACAGCAGCAGCAGCAGCAGCAGCAGCAGCAGCAGCAGCAACAGCAACAGCAACAGCAACAGCAACAGGAUUUAGCGAAUAAAUCAUCGGAUUCUUCCCUGGCCGUGAAAAGUUUGCACGAAGGAAAAAAAGAAGCUCGCAGCAGCGAAAGAAAUAAGAAAAAAUCAUGGUAUCACGUACUUUACCCUACCUACAAGUCUAGAUCCGACGAUUUCAAACGUAUAUUUAAAGAUGUACCGGACGACGAAAGAUUAGUUGUUGAUUAUUCGUGCGCGUUGCAGCGCGAAAUAUUAGUUCACGGGAGAUUGUACGUAUCUCAAAAUUACGUGUGUUUUUACGCGAAUAUAUUCAGUUGGGAAACAUUGGUAUCUCUACGCUGGAAGGAUGUUACGUCGAUUACCAAAGAAAAAACUGCGCUGGUUAUUCCCAAUGCAAUCUUAAUAUGUACUGCCACCGAUAAGUUCUUUUUAACGUCGUUCGGAGCGAGGGACAAAACGUACGUAAUGCUAUUCCGCGUUUGGCAAAAUGCUCUCAUUGGCGAGCCGAUGAAUGCGCCCGAAAUGUGGCAACUCGUACAUUCUUGUUACGGCGACGAGCUGGGUUUGACAUCGGACGACGAGGAUUACGUUCCACCGUUACCACCACCGGACGAAGAGAAAUUGUCCACGAGAUUAUCCGUAGAAUCGUUCUCCGAGGUAGAAAGCGGUAACGCGGAACAAUCGUCGGUGGCUGGUAUAUCGGAUUCGGCGAUUACCAGAUGCGGCACGAAUCCGGAUCAGAUUCAUCUUCUGCCACGACCGGAUCCUACCAUCGACGCGACCGAUCUGAGCGAUACGACCGAGAGCGAAGCCGAGAAGCAUCAUGCGCUCAAGUCUAGCAUUCGGAGCUGCGUGGUGUGCGCUUCGCCGCACGAGGGUCGUCAAAUAAGCAAGGCUGUGUUCCCCGUUCAUAUUGAUCAAUUGUUCACGUUGCUGUUCACCAAUUCAAAAUUUUUCUUGGAUUUUCAGACCGCGCGAAAAACUACUGAUCUGGUACAGUCGGCGUGGACUCAAAACGAGGAGACCGGCCAGAAAGUUAGAAAUCUGUCGUUCACGAUAGCAUUGUCUCAGGCUAUUGGACCAAAGACUAGCCAUAUUUCCGAAACUCAGAUAAUGUUGCCGUGUAGCAGGCCGGGUCAUUUGUACAGCAUCGACGUGGAAAGCGUAAACGCCGGAAUCCCGUAUGCGGACUCGUUUUCCGUAUUGCUUCAUUACUGUAUCACCAGCGUAUCCGAAAGCGAAACGAGUAUGGCAAUUUACGCGCAAAUAAAGUACAAAAAGAAUGUGUGGGGCUUCGUGAAAGGCGUUAUCGAGAAAAAUUGUUGGGCCGGAAUAGACGAAUAUUUUACGAGCCUGACGAAAGCGUUGACCAUAGAAUGCGAAGAGAGCAACGGUAGCGGAGGUAUGAAGAGGAAAACUAGGAGGAGACGUCGUGCCACGGGUGUUGGCAUUUCUGGCUUGCAAACUCACACCUCGGAUCACGUGUCUCCCGCGCUACAGAACUCUUACAAUUUGCCCCACAUCAACGAUAAUACCGUCUCUGGCGCCCGGGUCGAUUCCAAUAUAAUAAUUAGCUCGAUGCUUUUGAUCGCCGUGUUGUGUCUGAUGGUGAUCAACGGUCUGUUGUAUUAUAAAUUAUGGGGCUUGGAAGAAGCUGCAGCCUACACUAUCAUGGAUUUACACGUACUCAAGAACACGCCAAAGACCGAGGAAGACUGGAUUCAAUUGUUACAGCAACAAGAAAGUUUGCAUAACAUAGAAAUGAGAAAGUGGCAGAGAGUGUUGCACACCGCCGCACAGUUGCUCAGACAGACGGAGGAAUCGUUAACAGAGUUGCAAAUGAGUAUUCAUCCAACGACGACUGAGAAAAUGUUCUCCGUGUUGAAACCAAUUUUAAAAAGCUUCGGCUCGCGUACAGCGGAACAGCAGAGUCACACGGAGAUGUAGAGAGAACGCUGCGGGGAACGCGGCCAAAAGCUGUCUGAGUUACUUGAUCGAUGAUAAGUGAGUAUAACGACACGAUACGUGUUCUAAAAAAAAGUGGAAACAAUUUUAGCGCACUCUAAAAGUGUACUUAACGACGAGGAGAGCAGCGUUACGCUAGUUAUUCUCAUUCUAUGUACUACUACCACAUGCACAUAACUUACACGGUUAAAAAUUAGAUACACAAAUAUGCUGUGAUGUGAUGUCGACGAUCACGAUCACGAUCGUCGAUAAAAUUCCAAAAAAAUGCGCAACAACACGCAUGCAAAACUAUCGUUUAUUGACCCGCGACGAGAAAUGAUUUAAAUUCGUUUCUUUUCCAUUGCCUUUAACGUUUGUUGUUUCGCGUAAACUUCUUUCGUAUUACGGAGCCCAGUCGAGAAUAAGUUAAGUUACAUUUUUCAUAUAUCCUUUGUACGAUAUCUCGUGUCGAGCACGCUCGGAAAGAUAGUAGAUAUAUGUGAACACGCAAGUUUACGUUUGUAUGUGGACGUUUGCGUACGCGUGAAUGCUAAUUGUACGUGUCUAUCAGUAGCACAAUGUAAAGAGACGGAAUAAAUAAUUUUUAGAGAA
Ceratina calcarata is the source of this 3490-nucleotide messenger RNA. Its product is annotated as GRAM domain-containing protein 1B. Lineage: Eukaryota; Metazoa; Arthropoda; Insecta; Hymenoptera; Apidae. The record is from RefSeq and is a predicted model, not a curated record. Bases 563 to 2881 code for a protein of 772 amino acids. Gene Ontology annotation, molecular function: sterol transfer activity; sterol binding. The transcript has 13 exons. Gene Ontology annotation, biological process: intracellular sterol transport. Gene Ontology annotation, cellular component: endoplasmic reticulum membrane; endoplasmic reticulum-plasma membrane contact site; plasma membrane.